UGCAACACCCGUUCCUCCGACGUGCUCUUGAUGCGAUCAAAACAAAUUACCGGCAAAAAUGUACAAAUCUUUACCGAGGACAGCCUACAGCAAACACUUGUGACCGCCUAAUGACUAGGUGCAAGUAAAUUGACCCCAAGGACAAAGCAGUGUGAUAAAAGUGUUUUCAUCAUGAAGUUGGUACGAAAGAACGUUGACAAAACGGGUGAUGGGAGUAUUACCCUGGUGCCUGAAGAGCCCGAGGAUAUGUGGCAUGCGUACAACCUUAUCGCCGAAGGAGAUCAAGUUCGUAGCAGCACAAUCCGAAAGGUGCAAAAUGAAUCCUCAACGGGCUCUUCGAGCAGCAGUCGAGUUCGAACAACCCUCACAAUCAGCGUCGAAACGAUAGAUUUUGAUACCCAGGCCCAGGUGCUGCGCCUUAAGGGCCGCAAUAUUGAGGAGAAUCAAUUUGUAAAGAUGGGGGCGUAUCAUACGAUUGAUCUGGAGGUGAAUCGAGCAUUCACUCUAACGAAGCCGGAAUGGGAUUCGAUCGCACUCGAGCGCGUCGAGAUGGCCUGUGAUGUAACGCAGAAUGCCGACGUGGCCGCAGUCAUCAUGCAGGACGGAUUGGCCCAUGUUUGUCUGAUAACGUCCAGCAUGACACUGGUACGCAGCAAAAUUGACGUUGCGAUUCCCCGCAAGCGCAAGGGUAACGUUCAGCAACAUGAAAAGGGCCUAGGGAAAUUUUACGACGCCGUCAUGCAGGGUAUUCUGCGUCACGUUAACUUUGAAGUAGUCAAGUGCAUUCUGAUUGCUUCACCAGGAUUUGUGAAAGAUCAGUUUUACGAAUACAUGUUUCAGCAGGCUGUAAAGACUGACAACAAGGUGCUGAUAGAUAAUAAAAGUAAAUUUAUGCUCGUCCAUGCUUCGUCGGGCUUCAAACACUCUCUUAAAGAGGUACUUCAGGACCCGGCCGUUAUUGCGAAAAUGUCCGACACUAAAGCAGCCGGCGAGGUGAAAGCGUUGGAAAAUUUCUAUACCACCCUGCAACUUGAACCAGCAAAAGCUUUCUAUGGCAAAAAGCAUGUUUGCAAAGCGGCAGAUGCUCAAGCCAUCGAAAUGUUGCUGAUUUCGGACAAUCUCUUCAGAUGCCAGGACGUGGCCACUCGCAAGGAGUACGUUCAGCUGGUGGAAUCGGUGCGGGAUUCUGGUGGCGAGGUUAAGAUAUUCUCCAGUAUGCACGUGUCCGGUGAACAGCUAGCUCAGCUUACAGGCGUGGCGGCAAUCCUUCGCUUCCCAAUGCCGGAACUCGAGGACAGCGAAAACGAGGAAAGCGAUGAGUCGGAUAGUGAUUAAGGAAAAUUCGCGGGCGCAUCUCCUAACGCCUCUCGUUUGCGUCUAGUAUUUGUAUGUAUGUAUGUGCGUAACUGUACGUGUGCACUGUCGGUAUACCGCGCCAGGGACGCAUGAUCGUGGGCCCGCUGUGGCACCAUUUCGCUUCCUUUUAUUUUAUUUCGAUCGCGUUCAUUUGGCAAUGAUUAGAGUGGUGCCACCCGAAGGCUAUUAGAGCUACGUAUGUUUUAUUAUUCGAUUCAUAUAAUACUUGUUUUGGUACAAGGAGCCGCGUAAGCGCUACAAGCAAUUGUAUUAAGAAAGAAGGGAACAAGAGCUGGAAAAGGGAGGAAAGAAGUUUCAGGGACACAAGCAAUAUUAGCUAGAUAUUAUCCAUCAAUACUGCUGCUUUUUAAAUUUUUUGAUUUAACGAUUAUUUCCUACGGCCCACGGUGUGCUCCCGUGGACAGUACAGAUAUUGUGACCGGUUAGGUUUUAGGCGAACGUUUAGGGCGAAACGACAUCAAGCUAUUUAUCAAUUGCUACAAACGGGAACAGGAGACGAGCACCAGUUGUUGCAGGACUUUCUUCAAUCGGACCUCGGAAUAGCCACAAAACUGCAAUAUAUUCACAUCUAGUGUAAAUAAAUUCGCUUUUCAUAGUAAACUAUAUUCGAUUGUUAAAUCGUUGGCAAAUAGUUAAAAACAAACAACCACUUCACAACCGACAUUAGCCCAAUUGACACCAGAACGAGAUUCGGUCCACAUCCACGUGGACAAAAAGUUUGUAGAUACUCCCGGUGUAGCCGAUUGUGAAAGCGAUCAGCAUCGAUGUAAUUGAAUCAUAAAAUAUACUGUCUCAUUUCGUUACGAAAUAUAUUAUUCCUUCCAAG
Molecule: messenger RNA, 2203 nt
Organism: Anopheles nili
Lineage: Eukaryota; Metazoa; Arthropoda; Insecta; Diptera; Culicidae
Gene: pelo
Product: protein pelota
Exons: 8
Coding region: 172-1335 (387 amino acids)
Biological process (GO): nonfunctional rRNA decay; nuclear-transcribed mRNA catabolic process, no-go decay; nuclear-transcribed mRNA catabolic process, non-stop decay
Cellular component (GO): cytoplasm
Source: RefSeq, a predicted model, not a curated record